AUGAAUGAGAGAGAAUAUUACAGUGACAAAGUCACUGAAACUGAUGAGAAGCUUACCAAAAAGGAGAUUGAAGAUCAUGUUCAGCCUAAAGCCAAAAAAUCAUCAGAUAGUCAUGUCCUUCAUGUUUACGACGAAUCUUGGGAUCACACUGUACGAGAAUUACUUCGUUUGUCUGAUAAAGUUGAAAAUGCUCCGGAAUGGACUAUUUCGCAGUUAUACCAUUCUGACCAUACAGAUGAUGAUAAUAAAACAGACAGCAAAUAUCAACAAUUGGAGGUCAACAAAUCAAUAUUUCAUUAUUAG
This is a messenger RNA of Funneliformis geosporum, 303 nucleotides long. The record is from the annotation of a GenBank genome assembly. Lineage: Eukaryota; Fungi; Glomeromycota; Glomeromycetes; Glomerales; Glomeraceae.